This is a messenger RNA of Cyclocybe aegerita, 912 nucleotides long. NCBI's taxonomy places the organism in Eukaryota, Fungi, Basidiomycota, Agaricomycetes, Agaricales, Hemipholiotaceae. The record is from the annotation of a GenBank genome assembly.
AUGAGCGAUGUCGGGCAACAAUUGCUCUCAGGCGCACUUUCAGGUCUCGCGACAACCGUAUGCCUUCAGCCAUUUGACCUCCUCAAGACGCGUUUACAGCAAGGGGAUGGACGGGUAGGAAUGCCGAGGUCUCACUCUUCGGUUCUCCUGGGCACAACCAAGGAAAUCGUACGACAGAACGGUCUGAAAGGACUUUGGAGGGGCACCGUACCUUCUCUAGUCAGGAACGUCCCAGGCGUCGCCCUGUACAUGACGGGUGUAACACAACUUCGAGCAUUCCUGGCACGUUCAACGUACUUCGGACGUGUCCAGAAGGCAGGGGAUAAAGGAAAUGGUUCUGGUUCUGUUUUGCCAACAUUGACAAGCCAGGGUAAUUUGCUGGCCGGCGCGACGACUCGUGUAGCGGUUGGGUUCCUAUUAAAUCCAUUCUCCGUGUUGAAGGCUAGAUACGAAAGCAAUGUAUACGCGUACGAAAGCCUCUCAGGUGCGCUGGUGUCCAUCGCCCGUCAGGGGCCUGCUGAACUCCUGCGUGGGUUCCUCGCAUCCUCCUUGCGCGAUGCGCCGUAUGCUGGUCUAUUCAUUGUGUUUUAUGAGGCUAUCAAACGGGAGACCUCACAUCUCAUCCCUCCAACCUCUGGUGCCAAAUCAACAUUCAUCCAUGGUGCAUCAGCUGCCUCGGCAGGUGCUAUUGCCACACUUGUCACCCACCCUUUUGAUGUGGUCAAGACAAAGAUUCAGGUUCGCUCUGAAGAGAGGUAUCAUGGCUUUCUCAAAACAGUGGCAACUAUAUGGAGGCAACGUGGGGUUGCAGGCUACUUUGAUGGUGCAUCACUACGCCUCUCUCGCAAGAUCCUCAGCUCAGCCAUUGGGUGGGCUGUGUAUGAAGGUGUGUUGAUCUUCUUGUGGAAAUGA